CACCGUGAGAAUACAACCAUUCCAGUGCUGGUGUCACAUUCUUCAUUUGGACUAGAAAUCUACCAAACAUCAGAUAUCGACUUCUACCCAGAGUGGGACUUAGAGAACAGAACAUCCACCUACCAGUUGCUCGAAGCGUGAGUUCAUAGAUCCAGCGCAAUGUCCCUUGCGUCCAUCCCAGACAGGCUUUGCGAUGAGCUUAGCCUAUGUCACGAAGGAGAGACCAUAGGUCAAAGGUUAAUCAACAGAGAGCUCAAUGACCUCAAGAACAUAGCUUUCUGGAAAGGUGUUGUCGGCGAGUUCGUGGGCUGUCUUCUCUUAAUUGUAUUUGCUGUAGGAAUGGGUCUGAAGCAAGACGGAACAGAGGGACCUCCACUUCUGCAGGUGGCUAUCGGUGGGGGUAUCGUACUAGCAGUCAUCAUCAAGGCUCUGUCUACAGUCAGUGGUGGCAUUGUCAAUCCCGCCAUCACUGUCGGCUGUCUGAUCACUGGUCAGAUAAGUUUGGCCAAGUGUCUGGUGUACAUUACAUUUCAAAGUGCAGGGGCUAUAGCAGGUGCAGGACUACUCAAAAUCACUGUCCCAUAUUCCUAUGUAGGCACACUUGGUGUAAUUGCUCCUGGUGAGGGCGUUUCCUCCUUGGAGGCGCUGGGUGCUGAGAUCAUCAUAAAUUUUCUGCUGCUAUUUGUAACCGUGGCCAUGCUAGAUCCAGGAAGACCAGACGCGCAAGGUUAUGUCCCCUUCAUGAUAGGCCUGAUCGCUACAGUCGAUUCACUGUUUGCUGCUCCAAUAUCUGGAGGCUGCAUGAACCCAAUCAGAAGUCUGGGACCUGCUGUGAUUCAGGAAACAUACGAAAAUGCUUGGAUCUAUUGGGUUGGGCCUAUGAUUGGCGCUGUCGCUGGAUCUCUGUGCUACGAUCUCUUGUUCGCAACCCAGCCUUUUGGUCUGCGCAGACUGUUCAAGUCUCCUGAAGUUCCAGACGCUGAGAAGGCUUACCCUAAGAAGCUUGAGAAGAAAUCUGGCGAACCUUUGCCUAAACAUGUGGAGAAAAACUACCACAAAACUGAGAAAUACAACCAGAAAUCUGAGAAAAUUUAUCAGAAGAAACCUGGCAAUGAUGAUCAAGUCGGGGACCUUCUGCCGAAAAGAUAUUGCCACAUUGACCCGCGUGAAAAUGAAAGUGGAAUCUAAAUCAGUGGUCUUCAACGGGGGCAUUAUCGUCCCCGGGAGGGGGGGGGGCUUUUUCGUGAAAUUAGGGGGC
Molecule: messenger RNA, 1258 nt
Organism: Biomphalaria glabrata
Lineage: Eukaryota; Metazoa; Mollusca; Gastropoda; Planorbidae
Product: aquaporin AQPAn.G-like
Exons: 7
Coding region: 160-1188 (342 amino acids)
Biological process (GO): transmembrane transport
Cellular component (GO): plasma membrane
Molecular function (GO): water channel activity
Source: RefSeq, a predicted model, not a curated record